Molecule: messenger RNA, 1235 nt
Organism: Siniperca chuatsi (mandarin fish)
Lineage: Eukaryota; Metazoa; Chordata; Actinopteri; Centrarchiformes; Sinipercidae
Gene: cideb
Product: cell death inducing DFFA like effector b
Exons: 5
Coding region: 128-760 (210 amino acids)
Biological process (GO): apoptotic process; regulation of apoptotic process
Source: RefSeq, a predicted model, not a curated record
CCUCUGUUGUUCUGUAUCUGAGUUAUCACCAGGCUCAGGGCAAAGUCCAGCUGCUGAGUCAAACGCAAGCAGUCCUGAUAUUACAUUACAAUUUGUUACACCUAAACACAACAAGAGACUGACGAGCAUGGAUACCACAUCUUCAUUCCUCAAAUCUGUAACCAAGCGAGUGUGGUCUCCACCACAGCGUCCUUUCAGAGUGUGUUGUCCCAACAGGGAGACCAGGAAGGGCAUCACAGCCGGGACUCUGGAGGAACUGAAAGAGAGGGUAUGCCAGGCUUUGCUGCUGUCCCUGUCUGCAAUGUCUCUGUCUCUGGUUUGUGAGGAGGACGGUACAGAGGUAGACUCCGACGAGUUCCUCAUGUCCCUGCCUGACAACACCAUGCUCAUGGCCCUGCAGCCUGGACAGACGUGGAGACCACAGCCGGGUUCAGUUAUGCCCAGAUCUCAAGACCACAACAAGCCUCGGACAGGGAGAGACAUAGCUCGCAUCACCUUUGACCUUUACAGGAUGAGCCCAAAGGAUGUCUUUGGCUCCCUGAGUGUGAAAGCCACAUUCCAAGGCCUAUACUCUGUGAGCGCUAACUUUCAGUGUCUGGGGCCCAAGAAAGUCCUCAGAGAAGCCCUGCGUGUCGCCUCCACCCUCCUACAUGCUGCUGGACACCUGCUUAUUACUUCCGCCUCCAUGAUCCGCCGCAUUAUCGAAGGCACUGACCUUUGGCAGCCACAGAGGGCAGAGUAUACAGCCAGCUGGAACUGACGGAGCCAAGACCUAUUUAGUGGUAACACAGAGUAACUAGCAUUGGGUAGCCAUGGUAUUGUAUAGUUGUUCUGCCAUUUACUGCCUGAAAAUGGGGGGAAAUACUUUUUUUUUCUGUUAAGGUAGUAUCUGUAACGCUUUAGUAACAAAGAUAGCUUUGUAACAUGAGAAUGAGUGUCAUAGCUAUUAAUAUAGUUUUUCUAUUUUUUGUGCAAUAUAUUCUACAUAAUAUCCUAGAAUUGUACUAUAUUUUUGUUAAUUUGGUGUGGAUUAUGCGUUGGCAGGUGAACUUCUGUUUCUAUCCGUUCUGAGAUUACAGGUGAUUUGAUAUGCAACACUGCUAUCUUUUUUGUAAAAGUUCUCAUUAAUUUGUAGUUUAUGAAUAUUUUGAUGUAACUAAUAAGAAGAGUCAUGUUCGAACAACAAGCAAUGAAUGUUUUUUACUUGAAUGACAAUAAAAAACGUCUGCACAGCA